AAGAUAAAUGUUAAUUUCAUCAUCAAUUCCUACGAGUGAGUGAGUUUAUCCUUUUCCUGUAGGAAAAAGGAGGUAACCUAACAAUCUGAUUGGCUGAAAACUUUUGGGGUGGAAUUAGUUUCCAACCUAUAAUAACGGACCAGGAGGGUUUGUCCAGCCUGGAAACUUUGCUUCUUCACUUUCUAACACAUCAUCAUCACUUCAUCUUCCUCAUCCUCAUCCUCAUCAUCAUCACAUUAGCGUAUUAACCAUCAGUUUCAACCACAGUCAACAAAAGGCAACAUUAACUCAACAUCAUUUUCUCGUGUUAAUAAUCAACUACGUGUUUAGAAUUCGAUUUUUUUUUGUUCGUGCGAAUUUUUUUUUGUCUUAUUCCCUCUUUCGAAUGGAUUUUUACCCCUCUAACUAAACAAUCGUGAUUCGUUGAAAGGUCAUUUCACUUUGGACGUUUUACUCUUUCAAUUCGAUUGACGAACUUUUUUUCUCGUUUUCGUUUGAGUUUGAGUUCGAGUUCGAGUGUUAAACUUUUUUCUUCAACUGUUUCGGUUUUACUUUUUGUCUUAUUCGUUUGGAAUGGAAAGUAAAAUGUCGUCGAUUCGACCUUAUCCAGUUCCAUCAUUCGAUCAAUAUCAACAACCUUCAUGGGAGGAACUUUUCUUAAAGCUGAAAGCUCAUCUAUCCAAACGGUCAGUUGAACAGUUUCAUGAAGUACCAAUAAAUUAUGACUCUCCGACUGACCUAUCAAAAGAAUCAUAUAAUUUAUCAUCAGUCGGUUUGAUUCCCGGUAAAACGGGACUGAUUGAUUUCAACGGAUUUCCAUACAUUAUGCCAGUUCCAACGGAUCCUCGACCUUUUUAUUCAUUAUUUCAUUUAGGACAGAAAUUGGUUCUUAGUAAUCCUGGUUACAAUUUAGUUCCAACCACAAUUAACCCUGAAACCAUUGACACCGGUGGUGAAGAGUCAAAUAGUCAAGGAAGCUCAUUGAUCAAAGAAGAUGAAGUUAACAGUGAUUCUAGUCCAAAAUUACAAUCAAGUCCUAAUCAAUUGACCAUCAAUCCAAAUUCAUUGAAUCUCACCAAUCAACAAAUUGUAUUCGCUAAUCGUCAUCAUCACCAUCCUCAUCAUCCUUCUCAUCUUAAUACUCUUGUUAAUCAUCCACUUCAUCAUCAUCAUCAUAUUACCAAUGCUGGACUUUUAUCUCCAUCAUCGUCAUUAAUAACCAAAGAGAAUAUUAAAUCCCCACCGAUUAACAUUAAUUCAGUUUCACCGAAUCUUUGUCUUGGAUCAACUGGUGAUUUACCGAAACAGUCCAACGAUGAAAGUUUAACUAAUUUACGUUCUGGUGAAAGUUUAAAGCGAAGCUUUAAAUCAGAUGAUGAAGAUGAUGAUGAGGAAGAUGACGAUGACCCUAAGGGAAGUGGUGGACAGUCGAGUAGACGUCGACGGACCGCUUUCAAUUCUGAGCAACUUCUUGAAUUGGAACGGGAAUUUCAUGCGAAAAAAUAUCUUUCGCUAACUGAAAGAGCUCAUCUUGCUCAUAAUCUUCAAUUAUCAGAAUCUCAAGUGAAAAUUUGGUUCCAAAAUCGUCGAGCCAAAUGGAAACGAGUUAAAGGUCAACGUUUGGGUACCGUUAACGCAUCUCAAUCAACUGGACAUAAAAUUCAUGUUCCAAUUCCGGUUCAUGUCAAUCGAAUGCAAAUUCGAGCUCAACAUCAGCAAUACGAGAAAAGUGCAUCUCGAUUUCAUGGAUUAAACUGUUCAAUCAAUGGUCUUCCAGUUAACGGACCAACUGGACUUAAUGGAUCGGUCUUAAGUCCAAGUGGAGCUAAUCCAACAUUGGGAGUCAAUGGGUCCAGUUUAUUUAUUCAAGCGACAACUAAUAACCACAACAACAACAAUACUAAUCAAAAUGUGAAUCAAGUUAAUCACAACAACAACAAUAAUAAUAAUAAAAUCAAUGUUAUCAAUCCUGUUAAUACAAAUAAUAAUAAUCAAAGUAACACUAUUAAUCCUGUGAAUACAAAUGCUAACAUUGAAAACAUUGUUAAUCCAAAUUCACUGACCAAAUGGACUAAUACUAUCUCACCAAUAUCAUCUUCAUCUUCAUCCUCCGCAUCAUCUGUAUCAUCAUUAUCACCUUUAUCCUCAUCAUCAUGAUCAUCAAUGAUUGUAAUCAAGCGUUAAUUAUGUAAUUAACAGAAAAACAAAAGUAAAUAAAGAAAUCAUUUUGACUUUUUCUUUUCCCUCUUGAAAUUAAACAAUAUCAGAAUCACAAUUUA
This is a messenger RNA of Panonychus citri (citrus red mite), 2279 nucleotides long. Its product is annotated as probable serine/threonine-protein kinase cdc7. The transcript is spliced from 3 exons. Gene Ontology annotation, biological process: regulation of transcription by RNA polymerase II; regulation of nervous system development. The record is from RefSeq and is a predicted model, not a curated record. Gene Ontology annotation, cellular component: nucleus. Gene Ontology annotation, molecular function: DNA-binding transcription factor activity, RNA polymerase II-specific; RNA polymerase II transcription regulatory region sequence-specific DNA binding. The coding region runs from base 574 to 2157 and encodes 527 amino acids. NCBI's taxonomy places the organism in Eukaryota, Metazoa, Arthropoda, Arachnida, Trombidiformes, Tetranychidae.